AGGUUAUGGAAAUUGGAAUUCUGGAAUAAAUAGAGGUUACGAAGAUUAUAAUUAUGGAUAUGGAUACGGUCAGGAUAACUCUGGCAAUUAUGGGUAUGGUAUGGGCACUUCAAACUCUUGGGAAAUGCCUAAUUCAAAUGCAGACAUGAACUUUAACGCAUCCACUGGCACCAGCGCUGAUGAUGUAAUUUCAAAUUUUAACCAGCGCUUAGAUAUGGUAUCUCAUCUAGACACUGAAACGAUGCAAGGAGGACAUUAUGGCUCAGGUGGAGACAGGUAUGAUACAUAUGAAUCCUAUGACUCAAGGUCUUCAAUGAAUGAUCGUGAUCCAUACAGAUCUGGCUAUGAAUACAGUGAGGCCAAACAUGAAUCCGACAAUUCCUAUGAAGGUCACUAUGACAACUCCUAUGGCAACCGCAGGGACCAGUACCACAACAGAGCACGUGACAACUUUGGCCACCGGGGUCAAAACUGGGCCAGAGAUGGAAGAAAUAACAGAGGCAUGGCACCUUCAUAUGGGCGUAUGGGUGGACAAUGGAAUGACCCACCAGUACCAAUGGGAGGACGGGGCCAUGGCCCCAAUAGACCACCAUCGCUUUUUUCCCACAAACUGUUCCCUGAUUACAACAUGUUCCAGGGCAUGCGAGGUUUCUCUGGCAAUAUGCGUUUUGGAGGAGGCAGCAUGAAACAACGAAUGAGGAGAAACUGGAAAAUGUGGGAUGCAGAUUUUAAAAAGAAAAGAAUAAAGAAUGAGCCAACUGGUAAUAAACGUAAACAAGCUAACAGUUCUGAUGAACCUGAUAGCAAAGCAGCAAAAACAGAUAACUCAGAUAACUCAGACUCUGAUAAUGAAGAAGGGCCUGAAGGAGAAGCUGCUGAGAAGGGUUCUAAAAAUGUGAGUUUGAAUUUAGUCUUACUACAAAGAUUUAUCAUUAUCAUUUGAUAUAAUAGGGACAAGAGUUGGAAAGGAUCCUUUGGCAAGCUAACCCAGUAUAGCGAUGAAUGAUGUAUU
Messenger RNA from Notechis scutatus (mainland tiger snake), 1012 nucleotides. The record is from RefSeq and is a predicted model, not a curated record. NCBI's taxonomy places the organism in Eukaryota, Metazoa, Chordata, Lepidosauria, Squamata, Elapidae.